Messenger RNA from Cordyceps fumosorosea ARSEF 2679, 1806 nucleotides. RefSeq lists its product as hypothetical. The record is from RefSeq and is a predicted model, not a curated record. Gene Ontology annotation, biological process: establishment or maintenance of cell polarity; ubiquitin-dependent protein catabolic process. Lineage: Eukaryota; Fungi; Ascomycota; Sordariomycetes; Hypocreales; Cordycipitaceae. Gene Ontology annotation, cellular component: MUB1-RAD6-UBR2 ubiquitin ligase complex. Bases 1 to 1806 code for a protein of 601 amino acids. The transcript is spliced from 3 exons.
AUGAGAGAAGUCAACUUCAGCAUCCCAAAUGUCAACAAGGCAUCUGUGGGCAUCACAACUGCGUUGUAUGACCGCCGGGCGCUCGACUGCACCUCUACCCUUCCCCUGAUUAAUUCUCUCAACCACCUCGCGUACCUCACGACAUCCUCGGCGCGUAUCCGAGAUAUCUUGACGGUCGAUGGCGGCAUCGAACGCCUCGUCUGCAUCUUGAAACAGGGCAGAAGCAAAGACAUGAUGGGCAUGUGGAAAUGGAACCUCGCAUUUCAAUGUGUUGUCAACAUCGGCGUGCGCGGAACCGAGAAUGUCCGCACGCGCGUUGUCGAGGCCGACAUGGUCCCUGUCAUCGCAACCAUUCUUGACAAUUACAUAAAAGUUAUUGAUCGAUGCCGUGAGAAGGCGGACGAGGCGAAACAGAAGCAGAUACACGAGCAUCAUCACCGACACCGAAGUCACGACCACCGCCAACCAUCCAGGCCUUCAAGUCUAUUUGCCAAUAGAGCUUUACGCAAUGAAACCGAACACAGAAUAAUCCGAAGACAAGGGCUGCCUCCAUCGAUAGACAUUGCAGCUAGCUACGCAGGACCGUCUACUGCUACUCAACGAGGAUCGGAAGCGUCCUCUGCAUCAUCCCCUGCCAGACAAGGGACUUCAGACCGUCUAGCCGUUACGCCAACCCGCCAUCGCCACAGUUCUCGAGCCACCGACGGUCAACCUACUACCUUUCGACAAUUAGUUAUCCAACCACUAGCGCCUGCUGUCCCGAUGAUGGAAGUCGCCGAUGGACUUCUGCGCCCUGUGAGAGAUGCCGACCGCUUAGCAUCCGUGACGCUGCUAGCGCAGUCUGAAUUUGUGUCCCAGCCAACCUCCCCAACAACACCGCUGCCUCCACCUCAACUACGCUCUCCGACCGUACUACCAACUGCAAACAUCGACGAGGAAACCCCACAGCGCCGGAGGCCUUCGAUUCGUCAUCAGAACUCCACCGCUGAAGUUGACGAUAUGAAUAAUGAUAGUAUGCCGUCCGAUGAAGCCCCAGAUGCUGAGAUGACUGGAACCGGAGAUAUUCGAUCGGCUGUCGGAAUACAGGACCUCACGAUGGAUGAUAGCGAGGGGAUGUUGGCUACCGAGUCGCUCGAACUGACAGGUGCAACUGUCUCCGAGACGCAGGACACUGGCGCUUUCAACAUCACUCACCGUUCCCCCAUCGACGGAAGCAUUGGCAGUGAUGUAGCUCCUACUCCAGUGGCACCGAUUGGGCUCUCCCCAAACCGCCCUUCCAUGGUCUCACCCCCCCAACCAAAUGCGCAAACAUCAUCGGUGCCAAGAUACCUGCUGGAUCGUCAUUUCGUACCAAAUCCACAAAUGUUGGCUGUCAUGCCAAGAGAAGAAGAUGUUCUCAUGUCGCUGCAGCUUCUCGCCUAUGUUUCAAAAUAUUGUGGGCUUCGCUCAUAUUUCCAAAACAGCCAUCUGGUCCCUAGGCUGGCCAUUGGCAAAGACCUUGCGGCCCUCGAUGGGGAAGGUGAUGGAGAGGAGAUUGACGAUUCUGUGGCCGUCGAUGAAGAAUACCUCUUGCCAAACGACUUCAAUCUCUUCCCGUUGGUUGAGAAGUUUACGGUCAGAUAUCACAGCACCGACAUGCAAUAUUGGGCCGGCGUGGUUAUGCGGAAUUUAUGUCGCAAAGACGAUACCCGCGGUGGUAUUCGACAUUCGCAAAAUGUCGCCGAUGUCGCCGCACGAAAUAUUGCAGCAAAGAGUGCCAAAAGAGCGCCUGGUCCUUUCACCGCCAUUGCUAAUGCGGCCACGUAG